AUGGAUAACUUUAAUUUUGAAGAAAAUUGCUACGCUUCUGGCGAUGUUCCUCAAAUCGAAGCCUUGAGCAUUUUUAAAUCGUGGGAGCUAAGCGAGGAAAUUUUACCGAUUCUCAUGGACUAUGGCCUCAAAUCCACGCUUAUUUUAAAAAAAUUUGAGUUUAAAGAUAUCGACGAUUUGUUCGAUAAACUUCCUCCAAGAUUUUUUGGUGAAAAGGUCAAAUUUAAAGCAGGUUUAAAAGAAUGGCGAAAGAACAUGAAUGUGCCAUUUGAGUGUGAUGAAAGCAGUAAAAUUUUGGAAUUGUUAGAGAAAAUUUCGAACGACUUGAAUGCUGUUAAAAAUUCGAGAGAGUCUUCGCCUUUACCUCAGUCGUCAUGUGGUUGCAUAGACAGUGGGAGCUUAAUUGAACUUUUAAAAAGUACCGUAAAAGGCCAGCUUAUACUCCAGUAUCAGGAAGAAAAAGGUUUCCUGGAUGCCAAACACCAAAACACAUUGUGCCAAUGCAUUAUUGAAAAAUAUAUUGGAAGCCAAAAAAAAUUGACGUAUGGAGAAAUGCAGAGGUGGGCCACCUCUAUAUGCGCUGUAUUCCCCAAAGAAAGGCCG
This is a messenger RNA of Rhagoletis zephyria (snowberry fruit fly), 603 nucleotides long. RefSeq lists its product as uncharacterized. The record is from RefSeq and is a predicted model, not a curated record. NCBI's taxonomy places the organism in Eukaryota, Metazoa, Arthropoda, Insecta, Diptera, Tephritidae.